This is a messenger RNA of Centruroides sculpturatus (bark scorpion), 690 nucleotides long. RefSeq names its product spectrin alpha chain-like. Gene Ontology annotation, molecular function: actin filament binding. The transcript is spliced from 5 exons. NCBI's taxonomy places the organism in Eukaryota, Metazoa, Arthropoda, Arachnida, Scorpiones, Buthidae. The record is from RefSeq and is a predicted model, not a curated record. Gene Ontology annotation, biological process: actin cytoskeleton organization. The annotation marks the transcript as partial. Gene Ontology annotation, cellular component: plasma membrane; cell junction; cortical actin cytoskeleton.
AUUUCUAUAUAAUUUAUAUUCCAGGCAUUCCUUGCAAACGACGAUCUGGGUGACUCUUUAGAUUCUGUUGAAGCUCUUAUUAAGAAGCACGAAGAUUUUGAGAAAUCACUAGCUGCUCAGGAAGAAAAAAUUAAGGCAUUGGAUGAAUUUGCAACUAAAUUGAUUGAAGGACAGCAUUAUGCUGCUGAUGAUGUAGCACACAGAAGAGAAAUGCUUUUAGAACGGCGAGGUAAUUUGUUAGACAAAUCGGCUUUUCGAAGAGCAAUGUUAGAGGAUUCAUAUCGAUUUCAACACUUUGAGCGUGACUGUGAUGAAACAAAAGGAUGGAUUAACGAAAAAUUAAAAUUGGCUACAGAUGAAAGUUUUACAACAGAUACAAGUAACAUCAGUGGUAAACUCCAAAAGCAUCAAAAUUUUGAACAAGAACUUAAUGCAAAUAAAAACAGGAUCGACGAAAUAAUUAGUACAGGACAAGAACUUACUGAAACACAUCAUUUUGCUUCGGAAAGAAUCGGCCAACGAUUAACAGAAAUUGUUCAGUUAUGGCAAAUGUUGGUUGAAGUUACUAAAAGGAAACGUGACAAGCUUGCCGAAGCAGCUGCUCAGCAGCAAUUCAAUAGAAGCGUUGAAGAUGUAGAAAUUUGGUUAUCUGAUAUUGAAAAACAACUUAGUUCUGAUGAUAUUGGAAAG